Vicia faba (fava bean) is the source of this 813-nucleotide messenger RNA. Lineage: Eukaryota; Viridiplantae; Streptophyta; Magnoliopsida; Fabales; Fabaceae. The record is from the annotation of a GenBank genome assembly.
AUGAGUAAUUUGUGGGACUAUUUGGCUCUAAUGGAAUCGACUGAAUUAAAAGUUGUCAAAGCAUACACUGAUCAAAGAGAAGAGCAACAUUUGGCAGAAGAAAUUAGACUCAAGUCUCACACCAAUUUGAUUCCAGAUAAAGGAGUUUUAUCCACUCCUCAAUUUUUUUUUGCUUCUCCAUUUCACAAAGGAAAAUUUCAAGGUAGGGUUUAUCUUGGUAUUCAUGAUUGUGCAUUUUGUAAGAAGAAAGGUCAUCGGAAAGCACAAUGUCCCAAAGUUUUAAAAGUAAGUUUGUCUCCCUUUGAAAAAUUGUAUAACUUUAUCCCAAAUUAUUCCUCUUUGAAAGUGUUUGGUUCUACUUGUUUUGUUCUUCACCCACAAGUAGAAUGUAGUAAGUUGUCUUCUUGUUCUGCUAUAUGUGUUUUUAUUGGUUAUGGGGAUGGUAAAAAGGGUUAUCAUUGUUAUGACCCUGGUGCAAAGAAAUUGUAUGUUUCUCGUCAUGUUAUUUUCCUUGAACACAUUCCUUUUUACUCUCUUUCUUCUGAUUCUUAUAUUACUAGCAGUUCAAAACUUACCCACAUCGAUCCUUUUGGUUAUAAUGAUAAUGUUUCUAUUGAUUAUAAUUAUGAGAAUUACAAGACUGAUACUACUUCUACUCUAGAUACUAACAUCCCUCUUGUCCCCAUGGCUACCCAGGAAACUCCCGCGACUGUUGAUCCUCCGCCUCCCUGUUAUCCUUCUCGUGAGUGUAAGUCUACUCAAUUGCCUGAUUUUUCCUAUUCUACUUACUCUGCUUCUUCUACUUUUUUCUAA